Brassica napus (rape) is the source of this 1091-nucleotide messenger RNA. RefSeq lists its product as uncharacterized. Bases 117 to 452 code for a protein of 111 amino acids. The transcript has 3 exons. Lineage: Eukaryota; Viridiplantae; Streptophyta; Magnoliopsida; Brassicales; Brassicaceae. The record is from RefSeq and is a predicted model, not a curated record.
UAAUUGAAUCUUCUGUGGAGGACAAUCUUGGAGGUUUCCCCUCCGGUCGGAAAGAGAAAGACGUUGGAUUCUAAAAAACUGGAUAAGGAAAGAAAGAUCGACUAGUUCCGAGAGAAAUGACCAUGGUUAACGUUGAAGAUGAGUCCGUCCAUGGUGGUGCUGGCGACGGUGACGGCACCGUGAAUGAUGACAUCGCCGGAUCUGUCGCUGGAGAAAUUGGAUUAUCAGCUAAGAAGCUGAUUCAUGAAGCUUCUAGGUCCAUGGAACUCGCUUCCUCUCAGCCAGAUGCUUCAACAAUCCUUCCUACUCAACUUACUGUUUUAUUUGGUAGGAAAGUUAGUGUCUCUGAUGAGAUCGAGCAGAAAAGAUUCAAGAAAUCAUCCGUAUUGUUACUGCUGCUGCUAAAUCCAUUGAGACAAAGACUUCUGGUCCUGUCGCUUCUCCAGCACUGAACAGAGCUCCUUCAUUCUCAAGCACAUCUACUACAGCUUCACCAGCUACUCAGUCAAUUUCGUUUUUUGCAGAUCUGCAGCUGGUUAGUAUUCCAUUUCAGUGAUCUUCAAACACUGAACAUGGAUUAUUCACUUUAAAUUUCCACUUAUCUGUUUUGUCGAUUCAGAUCUACCAAUUGCAAGGCAUGUUCUUGGAAACUCAAAUCUGAUCAGUGUUAAAAAAGUUUCAUAUGCUUUUAUAACUAAGAGGGACUAGUAAAGACAGAUUGAUCAUAGUUAGUGAAUCUAACCGCAACAUUCACAUUCUUUAUAUGCAGAUUGGUCAACAAAAGCCCUUACCCUGUUUCAGACAUGGAGAAGACAGACAAUGCCUCUGAUAAGGAGGAGGAGGACGACAGACAACACUUUCUUUAUCAGUGUAUCAUAAUAAUAUAUGCUGCAGUGUUGUAUGAAAAUGUCUGUAUAGGUUUGCUGGACAAACCGAUGCAUGUUUGUAGUGGUGAAGGACAUGUUUAUCAUUUUACAUUUCCUCCUAAUGAUGAAUACCAGAGUAUUAUCUAUCAUCUACUGAAAGUACAAGCUACUGUGGCUAUAUUGGAGUAGAGUCUUUUUAUCAUAACUAAUAACUCUUCCACGAUA